Notodromas monacha is the source of this 365-nucleotide messenger RNA. The record is from the annotation of a GenBank genome assembly. Lineage: Eukaryota; Metazoa; Arthropoda; Ostracoda; Podocopida; Cyprididae.
AGGUGGUAUACAAUUUGAUGUCGUUGCGGUACAACACGAGAAUAAGGGUGAAGACCUACACGGACGAGUUGACACCACUGGACUCGGCUUGUCCCGUUUACGUAGGCGCCAACUGGUACGAACGAGAAGUUUACGAUUUGUUCGGCGUCUACUUCCAAGAUCACCCGGAUUUGCGGCGAAUCCUCACGGAUUACGGCUUUGAAGGACAUCCGUUCCGCAAGGAUUUUCCGCUUUCUGGCUACGUUGAGGUGCGUUAUGACGAUGAGCAGAAGCGUUGUGUAAUUGAACCGGUGGAAAUGGCUCAAGAGUUUCGCAAAUUCGACUUGGACGCAACUUGGGAAUCGUUUCCCAAAUUCCGCUCGUGA